Lentinula edodes (shiitake mushroom) is the source of this 1912-nucleotide messenger RNA. RefSeq lists its product as uncharacterized. The record is from RefSeq and is a predicted model, not a curated record. The transcript has 6 exons. NCBI's taxonomy places the organism in Eukaryota, Fungi, Basidiomycota, Agaricomycetes, Agaricales, Omphalotaceae. Bases 65 to 1666 code for a protein of 533 amino acids.
AGGGCUCCUGUACUCCUCACCGGGUACGUUUCCACUGAUUCAAGCUUUCUCAACAAUUAACGAUAUGCAGAAUGCUUUCUCUGCAGCUUUCCAUGAUCUCGGGUUCAACUAUUUUGCUCUUUUUGUAAAUGAUAUUAUACAUGAAAUCGAACUUGGUACCUUUCGAGACCUCAUCAUCCACCUCAUCCGUAUGUGUCAUGCAAUGGGGAAAGAUACUGUACAAGAGCUCAACCAGAGAUUCCGAAGUGUUCCAACAUUCGGACGUGGAACUAUUCAUCGAUUUGUUGACAAUGUAUCAGAAUUGAAAAAGCUGGCUGCUCGUGAUUAUGAGGAUCUACUCCAGUGCGCACCAACUUGCUUCGAAGGACUCUUCGCCACCAGGUCUCAAGAGAUUGAUGACCUUGUUCAAAACCUGCUUGCUCAUAUGGCCACCUGGCAUGCUUACGCCAAGCUGCGCCUCCACACUGACUUGACAUUAGAGUCAUUUGAGGUGGCAACCAUAGAGCUGGGAUGUCUCCUGCGUACAUUUGCCAUUCAAACUGCUGAAAAAUUUGAUACUCAACUCCUUCCUCGUGAGGCUGAUGCUAAAGCUCGGCGAAAAUCCAAGAAGAAGAAGACUGACAGUCAAAAUAGGAACAAAAUAGCAGAUAGCAAACCACGUCGCAAGCUUUUCAACCUCAAUACCUACAAGUUUCAUGCACUUGGAGAUUAUCCUUGGACCAUUCGAACAUUUGGAACUACAGACUCUUACAGUACACAGCUAGGUGAAUUGGAGCAUCGUUGUAUCAAAAGACUCUACAUCCACACCAACAAAAUCCACUUCACAUUUCAAAUUGCACGGCAUGAGCAGCGUCGACGUGCACUCAAGAAUCUUUUACGAAAAAAACCAACUAACAUCCAACAUCGCGCUACUCAAUCAAAGGUUUCAAGACCUUCACUUUCCUUUGAUGACUCCGAUCCUCUUCCGUUCACAGACCCUACCACACACUACCACAUUUCAUCAAGCACACGCUUCUCUGAGAAUAUAGUCACUUGGCUUGGUGAUCUUCAAUAUGAUCCCGCAUUUACGAACUUCCUUCCAAAACUUAAGGAUCAUAUCUUGGAACGACUUCUUGGCAUACCUCAAAACGAACAUGAAUUUUCCGCUGCACAGCGUGCUACAAUUACCUUCAAAAAUAACAAGAUCUUCCGCCAUAAGGUCAUACGUCUUAAUUAUACAACAUAUGACAUGCGUCGCAACCAGGACUCAUGCAAUCCUCGAACCCACUCCGACAUCAUGAUGCUCUCUGGAGACCCAGAGACCUCCUCCGAGCACCCUUAUUGGUUCGCUCGAAUCAUUGGAGUCUACCAUGUUGAUGUCAUUCAUUCCGGUGGACUCUCUCAAUCCCUUCUUGCUCAAAAACUUGACUUUUUGUUCGUUCGCUGGUUUGGACUAGCAAAUGAACAGGAACAGUAUGGUAUCUCCACCAAGCACAUGCCAAAGCUCGGCUUCAUUGACACCAGUAAUCCGGAAUCGUUUGGAUUUGUUGACCCUAGUAAUGUUAUCCGUGGAUGUCACAUUAUCCCUGCAUUUUCCGAUGGGAAAACUGACCAAUUUCUCGUUGGUCCUUCGUUAGCAAGACGGGAGGCCAAUAACGUCCACUCUCUCCUCCACCCGAGUUUUUGAAGAGCAAAACAAUGUCAAGCCUGGAGAUAAGGAUAGAAUGUUCGAUGCAGCAGCUACUGCUCUUGUCCAUGAGGAGGAUGGAGAGAGUGAUGCUGUUAUUGUCAGUGAGGAGGAAGAGGAAGUGGAAGUGGCAAAUCAUGGUAGUGAUGGUGAGUUGGAGGAUGUUCUAGGGCCAGAAGAUGGAGAAGACAACGGGAUUGAUGAAGACUAUGAGGGGUUUGCGGAAUAUUAGUGCUUAAAUUUCAU